AUGACUAUCAAUCAUACUGGACCUUGCAAGAUUACAAGUACCAAAAUUAUUCAAAAAGUUCCUGCCAGAGAAUACCUCAAUUACCAACACUUGACGCCCAACAUGGGGCUUGAAUUGAAAAAAGAUCUGGACACUCAAGGACUGGCAGUAAAGUACAAUUGGAAGCUGCGCCUCUGUCUGGAGAGGUGCUGUGACCUCCUGAUUCAUCUGAAUUGCCUAUUCUUUGUACAUCGAUUGGCAGAGGAGUCCAAGACAAAUGCUUGUGAAAGUAAAUGUGGAGUUAUCAAAAAGGAUCAUGUAUGGGCUGCCGCAAAGGUAAUUCUGAAGAAGAGCAGAGAUUAG
Messenger RNA from Mastomys coucha (southern multimammate mouse), 342 nucleotides. Its product is annotated as centromere protein W-like. The transcript is spliced from 3 exons. Gene Ontology annotation, molecular function: protein heterodimerization activity; DNA binding. Lineage: Eukaryota; Metazoa; Chordata; Mammalia; Rodentia; Muridae. Gene Ontology annotation, cellular component: nucleoplasm; kinetochore. The record is from RefSeq and is a predicted model, not a curated record. Gene Ontology annotation, biological process: kinetochore assembly; chromosome segregation; mitotic cell cycle. The coding region runs from base 1 to 342 and encodes 113 amino acids.